AAGUACUGUCAGUAAUAAGUUUUGGCUAAAAUGUGGAAAAAAAUGAAAAAUUUGAAGUGAAAAAUUUCUAUACAAAAAAACAUGGAUAAAUUCUUGUAAUUUGGACGAUGGCCAAUAAAGAAGUCCUAUUAAGGUCAUCUGAAGAACAAACUCUAGCUGCCAGGGGUUAUCGUUUAUUAAAAAAAUUAGGAGAAGGAUCUUAUGCCAACGUAUACCUAGCAGAAUUUUUCUCAACUACUGAUGAAAAACAAAACAGAUAUUUAGCAUGUAAAGUCGUGGAUGUGUCAAAGGCUCCCAAGGAUUUUGUAAAAAAGUUUCUGCCAAGAGAACUCGAUAUUCUGGUCAGGUUAAAUCACCCUCAUGUAAUUCAUAUUCAUAGCAUAUUUCAAAGAAAAACUAAAUAUUUCGUUUUCAUGCGAAAUGCAGAAAAUGGAGAUUUGCUAGAAUAUGUAUUAAAAAAGGGUCCAGUAUCAGAAGCACAAGCGCGUGUCUGGAUCAGACAGCUUGCCUUGGCAGUUCAAUACCUGCAUAUAAUGGACAUCUCCCACAGAGAUUUGAAAUGCGAAAAUUGCCUGAUUACUGCUAAUUACAAUUUAAAAUUGGCGGACUUUGGAUUUGCUCGUUUUGUAAUGGACAAUAAUGGAAAACAACAGCUGAGCAGCACUUACUGCGGCUCUCUUAGCUAUGCGGCGCCGGAGGUGCUUAGGGGCAUGCCCUAUUAUCCGAAAAUGGCCGACGUGUGGUCUGUAGGAGUGAUAAUCUAUGUAUGCAUUAACAAAGCUAUGCCUUUCGAUGACACUAACGUAAAACGUCUGCACGAGCAACAAGUCAAUAGACGUUGGAAAUUUCGGUCAAAAGUGGUCGAUCAAUUAAGCGAACAAGUGAAACAACUAGUAAGCCACUUAUUAGAGCCAGAUUCCAGUAAACGAUGGAACAUAGAUCGGGUGGUCGAUUCGGACUGGAUCGCCCUUGAUCCGAGAUUUAAGGUUCUCAGCAAAGCCGAAGAAAAUGCUUUAUCCCAAGCGAUUACAGAAAGGCGGCAGUAUAUGGACGGUUUGACCAGAAAAGCCAAGGAAUCAGUGAGGUCUAAAGGAGAAAUGGACGACAUGAAAGUGCUAAAGCCCACAACACAUGAAGAGCAUUUACCCAAAAUCGACAUUCAGAGCACGCUUACUGUUGCAGAGGAAUAAUUUAUUAAAUGCGUUUAUUUGUUUUGAUUUGUUAUAUACUAAUAUAUAUAUAUAUAUAUUUUAUA
This is a messenger RNA of Anthonomus grandis grandis, 1255 nucleotides long. Its product is annotated as testis-specific serine/threonine-protein kinase 1-like. Gene Ontology annotation, cellular component: cytoplasm. The transcript is spliced from 6 exons. Gene Ontology annotation, biological process: microtubule cytoskeleton organization; protein phosphorylation; intracellular signal transduction. Gene Ontology annotation, molecular function: tau-protein kinase activity; protein serine/threonine kinase activity; ATP binding. Lineage: Eukaryota; Metazoa; Arthropoda; Insecta; Coleoptera; Curculionidae. The record is from RefSeq and is a predicted model, not a curated record. The coding region runs from base 108 to 1190 and encodes 360 amino acids.